AUGGCAGCCACGGUGACGGACUCCGGCGGCGUGAGGAUCAUCACGGAGGUCAUCCCGGCCACGGACCCGCGUGCGGCCCAGCUGGCCUCCAGCUCCGUCCCACCCGCGCCCGCCGUGUCCUCGUUCCAAGUCAGGGGCUUCAGAAAGGCACAGCCCAAAUUGCUGGGGACCAUCCACAUCGUCACCGGCAUCAUUCACUUCUGCCUCGGGAUCAUCCUGACUGCGGCAGAGCACAGGGCCUUUUCCCUUCCUGUGGCCAGCGGGAUCCUCUUCUGGCUCGGGGUCCUGCUCCUGGUCUCAGGCUCUCUCCUAGUGGAAAGUGACAAAAGAGAGAACAUCCUGCUGGUGAAGGCCUGCUGCGUCGUCAACGCCGGGGUCGUCCUCAGCACCCUGGUGGCCACCCUCAUCCACGCCGCGGCCAUCACUCGCAGCAUCCCCGGCUGCGACGGCGGCCCGCUCUACCAGCUGAGGCAGGAGUGGUGCUUCAACGCCAACACCAAGGUGCUGAGCAACGGGCUGGACGCCGUGGCGGUGCUCUUCUGCCUGCUCGAGUUCUGCGCGGCGGUGGCGGCGCUGGCCUUCGGCUGCUCGGCCGUCAGGCGGCACAGCUACACGCGCAUGGCGCUGUAG
Molecule: messenger RNA, 630 nt
Organism: Cygnus atratus (black swan)
Lineage: Eukaryota; Metazoa; Chordata; Aves; Anseriformes; Anatidae
Product: membrane-spanning 4-domains subfamily A member 15-like
Exons: 6
Coding region: 1-630 (209 amino acids)
Cellular component (GO): membrane
Source: RefSeq, a predicted model, not a curated record